Linum trigynum is the source of this 7142-nucleotide messenger RNA. The record is from the annotation of a GenBank genome assembly. Lineage: Eukaryota; Viridiplantae; Streptophyta; Magnoliopsida; Malpighiales; Linaceae.
CGUCUCUCGAGCUCUUCUCCUCCGAUAUCCCCCAUUGGCGCUUCUCUGCCGUACUCUCGCAUCCACCAUCGGCAAGAUCGCCGUCGGUGCCGCACUCUCUCGUUCGCCAUCGGCAAGAUCGUCGUUCCAAAAUUCUUCCUCAAGCGCUGCUUACGAUUCCGAUAAACCACGCCGCCGCUCAAUCCCCGCCGGCAAGGAGACUGGGGUUUAGUUGCUCAACUACUCCCGCCGCCAUUCCCUCCUCCGCUUGCUGUUCGAUUUCCCGCAUAGCUCUCUUCCCAUCAGCGGAAGAUCUUAAAGGUCGACGACCACAUCGGCGUUGCGAUUGCUCGACUCACCGCCAACGAGCGAGUUCUCUCCCGGUACAUGCGAUCCGAGUGCAUCAAUUACAGCUUCACCUACUAGUCCCCUCUCCCCGUCGGCCGUCUGGUCGUUAAGCUCGCUGAUAAAGCUCAGGUGCGAGGGGUUGUUGGUUUUGUUGUUCGCUAUGUGAGGGUUUUCUGUUUUUGUAUGUGUGUGCUGGCUUUGUUUUAGUUAGGUGUCAAUUAAUUGAUUGAUUUGUUAGAAUAGAGGGGAUUUGGGUGGAUUAGGGCGUCUGUAAGGAAGAUUAUGCUAUAGGAAAUCUCGAACUUUAGGGGUGCUCUGCUUAGUGUUCGAUUUCCCGCAUUUCCGGUUCUGGGGUUUCGAUUUCCCCAGACACAGAGUUGGCUCUUACUGAACUUGUCGCGGCAUUCACCAGACACAGAGUUGUCGCCAGGGCAGAGGCGGAAGGAAGUAGCGGUGAACUUGCAGGAGACGGAGGAGCAGAGCUUGCGGAAGCUAAUGAGGAUGUUGAAGGAGAAGAAGGAGCUUCGGUGGAGGGUGAAGAAGUUGAGAAAACACCAUGGCAGCCAAGAGUCGGGCUUGGGGAUGUUAUGGGGGUAACGAAUCCUAAUCUAUUCUUUCUAUGCUUACCGGAUGUUACGAGUGGAUAUGGCUUUUGGGGGUUUGGGUUUUGCCUCUGAUUUUGAUUUUGCAAAGUAUGACUUUGUAGGAAGUCACUAUUAAGAGACGGUGCCGAUUCUUCUCCAACAGCACACCAAAAACUUUCUAAUAUAAACCACAAAUAUGGUAAAACAAACCAUAAAAUGCAUAUUAGAAACCUUCAAAUGCAAAGCACAAGUCUCGAAAAACAUACCAGAAACACAAGAAUGCAAACUACUAAUAUUUCUAAAACACACCGGAAACUUCAUAAAACAAACCACAAACAUGAUAAAAUAAGACACAAAAAGCAUACUAAAAACCUCCUAAUUCAAACCACAAAUCCUCUAAAACAAACAAGAAAUCGCACAAAGCAAACCACAAAUAUUUCGAAAAGCACACUAGAACCAGAAACACCAUAAACCAAACCACAAAUAUUUUGAAAGCACACAAGAAACCUCAUAACGCAAACCACAAACACGUUAAAGCAAACCAAAAAAACAAACCAGAAACAUCCUAAUGCAGACCAAAAAUCUACUAAAACAAACCAGAAACCCCGCAAAGCAAACCACAAAAUUUUAAAAAACACACCAGAAACCUCAUGAUGCAAACCACAAACACGAUAAAGCAAACCACAAAAACAAACCAGAAACGUCCUAAUGCAGACCAAAAAUCUAUUAAAACAAACCAGAAACCCCGCAAAGCAAACCACAAAAUUUUUGAAAGCAAACCAAAAACUUGUCAAUGCAAACCACAAACACGAUAAAGCAAACCAGAAACUUCUUAAUGCAAACCACAAACACGAUAAAGCAAACCACAAAAGGCAUACAAAAAUAUGAGAAACCAAACCAUAAAUCUCACAAUGCAGACCAUAACAUCCGGUGUUCGUUGACCAAACUCCGAUGACUGUCAGUGAGCAGAUUCCGACGCCGAUAGGCAUAUUCCGGCCCCGAUGACUAGAUUCCGACGCUGGUAAGCAUAUUCCGGCGACAAGUAGCAUAUUCCGGCUACAAAAAGCAUAUUCCGAUGACCGACGACCAGAUUCUGGCGACCGGUGGUCGAAUUCCAAUGACCAAAAUUUUGGGCCGAAAAUAAAAAAAAUAUUUUUUUUUUCAUUAUUUAAACAUAUUUUUUCAUAAUGACAAUUAUACCCCUGUUUUGAUUUUACACUAGGUCAACUCAUCUAAUAAAAAAUCAUCACAACCCUAACUUCCUAUUGGUUGGAGACUAGUGUUAUUACAAUAACAACACAAGGAGUGUUGUCAUAGUAUCUAGUCCCCUGAACUGCUGCCGUUCGCUGACCAAAAAGGGUGGAAAUUCGGCUCAAUAUCUUGAUUAUGUUUACGCAGUGAAGAAGAUUCCCCUGGUAAUCUGGCCUGAACAGAGGAUGUGUAGCGGCAACUGAGCUCGCCGGAACGGUUAGAAACGCACGGCGGGGGAACUGGUCCUCCUCUCGCUGACUUAGAAGGGAAGUGGAAGGAAGGUUGGGUAGGAAAGCACGGUAAGAUAGUAGCGGCGGCGGAGGACCGAAUCAUGGCAUCUCCUCUCCGCCGGCGUGCAAUCGUCGAACUGGCGAAUCCUUCCCUGAGAAGUAAAGGCGGCAAAUCUUUGAGGUCUCUGUAAUUUAACUGUCGUCGCGCCGAAAACUUAUCCUCUUCACGAGGGGUUAAAUACAAAAAUGAUCACUUAUCUUUAAGGUCACUAAACUUAUUUCCUUAACAAAAUUGCCACUGAAGUUUAUAAUAACAAAAAUAAUAAUUGCUUUGUCUGUCAUCUAUUCGUCAAGUUUUCCCUUCAAAAUUUAGGAAUCGAUUAGUCAAUAACACUGAAGUGAGUGACUUCCAUUGUAAUUGACCCUUCUAUGUAAAAAACCAAUACAUCGGUCGAAAUCCAUAGUCAGCAAAAUUCUCUGCUCCGGCUUUGGGCAAAAGACUCCUACGCAGCAAAUCAUCGACAGAAGUUCGCGCUGUUUCCCUCAGUUUCAUGGACGAGGCUCGUAAACAUCAGGUUUUCCCCAUCUUUAUUCCCCUCUUUUUCUCUCGCGAUCCGUUCGAAAUUGCCACCGAUUGAGACCCUUACGGGGUUAAAUUUGAAGAUUGGUUUGAAAAGUUGGAAACUUUGGCACAUUAGGAUAGUGGGAUAUCAUUGGAAUAGGCUAGUAAUUUCCGGGGUUCAUAAACUUUCAGGUGUCCUUGAGGGAAGCAAGUGCGAGAGAGAUAUCUCGGGAUGCCCUGCUCGAGAAGGUCUCCCAUGAAAGAGAGCUCCGCAAUUACGCGAGGCGUGCUUCUGCUAUCUUCAUACAGGUUGGUUUGGGACUCUUUUAAAAUUUAAACUGUUGGAAUUAUAUUAUUUAAUUUCUGUGUUUGGUCAGCAUAUUAUGAGACCGGGUUUGAAGAAUUUUGUUUUAUUUGCUCCAAGGGGAAUGGGAAGAAGUUAUGGCGAAUAAUCAUGGUGGUUCAAUCUCUGCUGGUUGGGUUUCCGGCAGUGUUUUAAGACCAUUCUUUUUCUAUGUCGAGAUCUUAUCCUCACGCCAUCAAAAGAUUCAAUCUGUUGAUAGGAAUUGCAUUCAAAAUUGCUUUAGGAUCUUGCUGGAAAGCGUGAAUUCUACUGGUAUGCUGAUGCUUUGGACAUUUGAUUGUUUAAGUUGUGUGUCCAUAGUUUCUAAAUUCUUUGAUAGAAUUCAAAUGCUUGUAUUUCGAAGUAGCUGACAAGUGGAACUUGUUUGAAGGGUAGAUUCGAAAAAGAACUUUUGCUCCUUGGCGUUCGGUACACUUGAAGAACGAAGAACAUGGACUUUUCAAUAAAAAAAGUUGGUCUCAAUAUGCUCAUUUGUCCUUUCUAAAUGUGACAAAAAUCAUGCAGAGGGACGCGAUGUAAUUAUUCUAGCAUCUCUGGGGAUGCGUGUUCUCGUAGUCUUAACCAAUCUGAACGCAUGGAGCAGUGUUACUAUUGGUCGUCCUGAGGAUGCUGAUAGUGCAGUGAAGGCUUUGGUUAGGUUUAUCGGUGAUCCUGAAAGUGGUUUUUACGGAUCCCUAAGAAGAUACAUUGAGAGGUUAGAGAUUUCCACUCCUUCCCCAAAGAAAAAGUUGGCUUCUCAGACCGACAAUCUGUUUCUGGUCACUGCUAGUGCAGUAACUUUAGCUCUACGUCCUUUCAAUGCUAUCCAUUCUGAUUCUCAUGGCUCUGGCUUGAUGGAAAUGCAAUCUGCUGUCAUGCAUUAUUGUUUGUCUCUCCUUACUGUUCCCUGGCUUGCUGGACGUUUACCGGCUGUGCUUCUGCCAGCUGUGAAGCACAAUACUGUACUCUCACCAUGCCUCAAGACAAUGUUGAUUCUGGGAGAUGAUAUUCUUUCUGAGAUGGCGAGGUUGGAUUACUUGAAAGUACCACAUUCUUCCUACGUUAUUCCACCUGUGGCCUGGCUUCUUGCAAACAUAGUUUGUCUAGCUGCUAGCACCGAGAACGACUUCACAGGUUCAGGGGGGCUAUUUCAGGAUACAGACUAUGCAUCCUAUGUACGUAUAGUUGCUGUUCUUUCUGAGAGCCUGCUGCAAUGGCUUAGUGAUGGUGGUUGGACCGAGCAUCAAGAUCCUGUAGUCAAUGCUGAAACUUCAGCCAAGCAUGUUAGAGUUUUUCAUGAGAAUGGGGCUGUACAUACCUUAAUUAUGUCAUAUGUGGAGCUACUCAAGCCUAUUUUCCAGCAGUGGCACCUAAAAAAGCUUCUAUCUAUUACAAAAGAGGGUUUCGCAUCUCCAAGUCCCAAUUUCUCAAUGACGUUGGAGCUUAUUGAUAUUGCGUAUUUAUAUUCCUACAUGCUCAGAUUCUUCUCAUUCAUGAAUCCCAUGGGGGCUCUGCCAGUUCUCAAUAUGCUGUCCUUUACUCCUGGAUAUCUUGUUAGUCUAUGGGAAGUACUGGAGAACUCCCUCUUUGAAGGUCAGAUGUCUGUGGGGGAUAAUGCCAAUAGCAGCAAAACUUCAAAGAACUCAAAAGCUCAGGUCCUUGAGAAAAAACAGAAACCUUCAAAUAAGGAAGCAGGAAGUAAGUGGGGUAACGUACUGAAUAGAAUGACAAGUAAGCCCGACGUUGUGUCUUCAGGCAAUGGACAACCUAUUGGGCAAGUCACUGAGGAGGUAGAUGAUACAUGGAAUGUUGAAACUCUCAGAUGUGGCCUAGCAAAAGUUUCCAAAGAUCAGUCAUGUCUACUUCAUUUGUUCUGUGCUACCUAUUCGCACUUGCUAUUAGUUCUUGACGAUAUUGAUUUCUAUGAAAAGCAGGUUCCUUUCUUACUGGAGCAACAACGAAGAAUUACAUCAGCAUUGAACACAUUUGUUUACAACUCAUUGGCCAAUAAUAGCUUUCGGCAAAAUAGACCCUUAAUUGAUUCUGCAGUUAGAUGUCUGCAUUUAUUGUAUGAAAGGGACUGUAGGCACCAGUUUUGCCCACCUGCUUUGUGGCUUUCGCCAGCCAAAGAAAACCGGCCUCCUAUUGCUGUUGCUGCUCGGACACAUGAGAUUAUGCUGACAAAUGUAAAGUCGGAUGAUACAGUGACAAGUCCAGUUCUUAAUUCAGUGGUAACUGUUACUCCACACAUAUAUCCAUUUGAAGAAAGAGUCCAGGUGUUCAGAGAAUUUGUCAGCAUGGAUAAAGUAUCCCGCCGAAUGGCUGGGGAUUUCACUGAACCUGGUUCACGAGCGGUUGAGAUUGUAGUUCGUCGAGGUCGUAUUGUUGAAGAUGGAUUUCGCCAACUCAAUUCUCUGGGACCUAAGUUGAAAUCGUCCAUUCAUGUUUCAUUUGUCAGUGAAUGUGGGCUUCCAGAGGCAGGAUUGGACUAUGGUGGAUUAUCCAAGGAGUUUCUGACUGAUAUCUCAAAAGCAGCACUUUCUCCAGACUAUGGUUUGUUCUCCCAAACCUCAACCUCAGACAGACUUCUAGUCCCAAACCCAGCUGCUAGAUACUUGGAAAAUGGCAUCCAGAUGAUUGAAUUCCUUGGAAGAGUUGUUGGGAAAGCUCUGUAUGAAGGAAUAUUACUAGAUUACUCAUUUGCACAUGUUUUUGUGCAAAAGCUGUUAGGAAGGUAUAGCUUUCUUGAUGAACUGUCAACACUUGAUCAAGAGCUGUACCGGAAUCUGACGUAUGUGAAGCAUUAUGAUGGUGAUGUCAUAGAACUCUUGCUGGACUUCACAGUUACGGAAGAAUCAUUUGGUAAGCGACAUGUUAUUGAGCUUAAACCUUGUGGCAAAGACAUUUCAGUGACCAAUGAGAACAAGAUGCAAUAUGUGCAUGCAAUGGCAGAUUAUAAGCUUAAUAGACAGAUCUUCCCCUUCUCAAAUGCCUUCUAUAGGGGUUUAACUGAUCUCGUAUCACCAUCUUGGUUGAAGCUAUUUAAUGCAAGUGAAUUCAAUCAGUUACUUUCCGGUGGUGAUCUUGACAUUGAUGUCGAUGAUCUAAGAAGGAACACGCGAUAUACAGGUUAUGCAGAUGGAAGUCGGACAAUCAAACUUUUUUGGGAGGUGGUGAAAGGGUUUCAACCAAGUGAACGUUGUUUGCUGCUUAAAUUUGUCACUAGCUGUUCUCGUGCUCCAUUGCUUGGGUUCAAACACCUGCAUCCUUCCUUUACUAUUCACAAGGUCAGUUGUGAUUCUUCCAUAUGGGCAACCAUUGGAGGACAGGAUGUGGAAAGGCUCCCAUCGGCUUCAACUUGCUACAACACUUUAAAGUUGCCAACGUACAAAAGGGCCAGCACUUUGCGACCAAAGCUUCUUUAUGCUAUCAGUUCCAACACAGGGUUCUAGCUUUCCUAGGAAAUUUCCAGGCUUCAACUCAAUCAUAUUCAGGUAACUUUUGAAGCUCAAUAACUGGAAUGACAGGAUGUGGGCAACCAUUGGAGGACAGGAUGUGGAAAGGCCCCCAUCGGCUUCAACUUGCUACAACACUCUAAAGGUUGUCUUGAAUGCAACAUCUGCUGCUUGUGGGAUUUUUUUUCUUCUUUUCAUGUUUGUGUUUCUUAUUUGCUUUGGUUUUGAUGGUUACAGUUGCCAACGUACAAAAGGGCCAGCACUUUGCGAGCAAAGCUUCUUUAUGCUAUCAGUUCCAACACAGGGUUCGAGAUUUCCUAGGAAAUUUCCAGGCUUCAACUCAAUCAUAUUCAGGUAGCUUUUGAAGCUCAAUAACUGGAAUGAAUUGCC